AGCCUCACCUCCCUCGGAGGGAGGAUUCCGUCCUACAAGAGGGGCGGGACUCGCGAAAGGACCCAGCUGCGCGCCCAGAGAAGCCGCGGGACCAAGAACCGGAAUAGAGCGCGGGAAAAUAAGUGUCUCGCGAUACCUCCUGAUGCGAUACUAAGCCUCAAGUCCUUCUCGACUCUCAUUGGCUGCUGGGUGUGGUGAGGCGCCUGGGACAGCAGCAGCGAGGCCCCGCCCCCCGUUAAGGAGCCAAUCCUGAGCAACCAGGGGAUAGACCCGGAAGCGAGACUCGCGACCGUGGUUUGCUUCUUUGUGCGAUCUUGAUGAAUAAAAUCAAGCUGACAUAACUCAUCUUGACAAAGAUUAUACUCUUAGUAUCUGAAAUGUUACUUAUGUAGAAUAGUUGUAAAAAUGGAAAAAGAGAAAGUAAAUGAUAAUGGAAAACUAGACCCAGAGAAUUUAUUAGACUUUUCUGAACACUUUAACCAACUUGAGUUGUUGGAAACACAUGGACACCUUAUUCCCACUGGCACUCAAAGCCUCUGGGUAGGCAAUUCUGAUGAAGACAAGGAGGAGCAAUAUGAAAAAGAUGAAGAAUGGUAUCAAUUGCAAGAAAAAAAAAUGGAAAAAGAUCCAAGCAAACUGCUUCUUUGGGCUGCUGAAAAAAAUCGGCUGACUACAGUGCGGAGACUACUUUCUGAAAAGGCCACUCAUGUGAACACCAGAGAUGAAGAUGAGUAUACGCCCCUUCAUCGAGCAGCCUACAGUGGACACUUAGAUAUCGUCCAAGAGCUGGUCACACAGGGGGCAGAUGUGCAUGCAGUGACUGUGGAUGGCUGGACACCUCUGCACAGUGCUUGUCAGUGGAAUAAUACCAGAGUGGCUUCUUUCUUACUUCAGCAUGAUGCAGAUAUCAAUGCUCAAACAAAAGGCCGCUUAACCCCUUUGCAUCUGGCUGCUGGGAACAGAGACAGCAAAGAUACCCUGGAACUCCUCCUGAUGAACCGUUACAUCAAACCAAGUCUGAAGAACAAUUUGGAAGAAACUGCAUUUGAUAUUGCCAGGAGGACAAGUAUCUAUCACUACCUCUUUGAAAUUGUGGAAGACUGUACAAAUUCUUCACCUCAGUCUUAAUGGUUCUAAUAAUUUUCUUAAAUUUCUAAGUACCAGUGCCUCCUUUUUGUGACAUAUAAAAUAUUGCCAUAAUACAAAAUUGACAUCAAAUGUCUAACUAUAGAAACUCAGUGCUACUCAUUAUGUUCUUCAAGUGAAUUGCCUGACCUUGAUGUCAAAAUGUAUUUGAGAGUUGCUUGGAUAUAUCUUUAACAAUUUUGGUGGAGUUUGUGAUUUUUAUCAGAAGUAAUUUUAACUUACCUACACUUACAAACUUGACACGGGUAAUACAGAAACUAAAGAUAUUUUUGGUGCUGAUCCAAGAGAAAUGUAUUUUUAAAUAUCCCAAAUCCUGGAUCUUUGUUGAGUAUUUAGUAUACUGACAUGUAUUUUUGUAAGGUGAGGUAACUCAAUUUAAUUUAAAAGUCUUAAAUACACUGGUGCAGUUCAGCUGUCUUCUCUACAUUAUCUUAGCUGAUUGCUUACCUUCCAAACCAGGCAAAGUAAUAUAUUAGGGACUUGAGUCUUUAUAUGUUAAAAAAAUAAAAAGAACUUAGGUUUUUAUUUUUUAAAAUAUAGGCCAUUUUCAAGAAAAGAGUUGUUUAAGCUAUGAAUGUUAUAUACUGUCUCCCUUACCACAAUCACAUGAUCCUGUGAGUAGCCCUACCUCACGCUGGUCAAUCUGCACACUCUUACAGUGAGUCAGUAUGAUCUCUCAGACAUAUACACAACUAUAUCUCGGUCCAGGCGAUUUUAACAUUCUUGCCUCCCACUAGUUUCUCCUGCCUAAUCCUGCUGGAUUGGACACUGCUCAAAUAAUUUGUUCAGUUCACAGGAAGUGUUGAUUUUCCAAGGUCCUCACGUUAUAUAAGCCAUUACAAAGGUACGGUAACAAGGGAUAAGGAACUCUUAAGACUGAAGGGAUGAUUAUUAUAUGGGGACUAGAACCACCAAGUGGUUCAGCUUUCUUUAAAAACCAUAGUGUGGAUAGUGAUAAAAAUCAUAAAAGUAAAUAUUCAAGAAAAAUAAACUACAAGUUUUGACAAUAAAAAGUCAUGAAUCCUUUUCUUAA
Messenger RNA from Chinchilla lanigera (long-tailed chinchilla), 2179 nucleotides. Its product is annotated as ankyrin repeat domain-containing protein 49. The record is from RefSeq and is a predicted model, not a curated record. Bases 406 to 1128 code for a protein of 240 amino acids. NCBI's taxonomy places the organism in Eukaryota, Metazoa, Chordata, Mammalia, Rodentia, Chinchillidae. Gene Ontology annotation, molecular function: protein binding. The transcript has 3 exons.